This is a messenger RNA of Annulohypoxylon maeteangense, 798 nucleotides long. RefSeq lists its product as uncharacterized. The record is from RefSeq and is a predicted model, not a curated record. The transcript has 2 exons. Lineage: Eukaryota; Fungi; Ascomycota; Sordariomycetes; Xylariales; Hypoxylaceae. Bases 180 to 695 code for a protein of 171 amino acids.
UAGAAUAGAAGUGAGACCCAUUCACAACGCGGCAUUCAGCAUUCCAGAUUCUUACCGACGAAGAAGGAACCAAGGAACCACGGAACCAAGGAGAUGAAGCACUGAAGCAGGAGUCUCCCUUGUUGAAAAUCCCUAUCGAUUACCUUAGGGUUAGCUUAUGGAGUCUCUAGGAUGUAUGGAUGUACGGAAUAUGCUUUGCUUUCUUUUCUCAAAUUUCCACAAUCCCACGAUUUCACGAUUUCCACGAUUCUACGAUCUUUUCAUCGUGGACUCAUCGUCAUGUUCCUUUGAUCGAACCUCGUCCUAUAACCCCCAGGGCGAUAUGUAUAAUAUCGGUCUCUAACCUUACAACCCUUGACAUUCUCUCUACCCUGCGGAUACCCUCGUGGAUCCCAUUACUAGACCUGUUAACCGGCUUUGCGAUAAUACGAGUUCGCUGGCUAGCCAACGAUAAAGUGGUCGUAGCGGACCUGGUAAUAAACCGCUGUCUUAAGACGCUUAAGCCGUCGGACCGCUCGAAUACCGAUGACGCCUCUCAUUCCAGGCCUCUGAGCGCCGCAAUUUUCGCUAUCCCCCUCCCGAUAUCGAACUCUUCAACUGCUCGAAAACAUACUAGGUACCAUAACAGGUUCCGUAUCUACUUCAACCUACCUAUAUACUUACCUGCUUGUCUUAUCGUUUCAUUAUACGCCUGAGACUUAUGCCUCCUUACCCUAAGAACUGCCAAUAUCGUUAUUGUCUUUAGCCUCAGUUUCGCCUUCCAUUGCAACAGACCAAUCCGGGCGAACGAAUUCGAAC